AUGGGAUUCUUCAAGUCUACCAUCGUCAGCUUCGCAGCAGCUGUCUUCUUCCCCCUCGUUCGCGCAUCGCUUACCAGGGAGGCUGAAGAGUGGAGCGGCGCUCAAUACAUAGCGUUCAAUGGCACCGUCUCCGGCACAGUAACGUACGACAAUAGCGACUGCACAUCGCCCAACUACGGUCCUUAUGUCAACUCGUAUCUCUACGUCGGCGUCAAUCCUCCCUGGGAUACGAACCCUUUUUUCUUCGAGCUCUACCAUCUCGCAUCCGAGGGCGAAGGCUUCCUCGUGCUCACCGAGGACCGCGUGUACAAUCUCGACUUUGCGAGCUCGGCGUAUGCGUGCUGGAACGACGAUGGGACGCCCUGCCAGUUCUUUGAGUAUGAUUAUACUUUCAUGCCAGAGAAGUUGCUGGAUUUGGCGAAGGCGAGCGUGAAGAAGUCGACGGUUGAAGGGGAGGAUGGAUAUGAAGUUAGCGGAAGCCAGGACACGUAUGUGAAGAACGAGACGCGGAGGGCGACGAUUAAUAGUGUGGAUGUGGCGAGUGGGUGUUAUGAUAGCGGUAUUGAUUGGUAUAACUGGAUCUGGAACGAGACGCAGUCCUGGGAAUACACUGUUAGCUUCUCCAACUCGUCCGGCAAAGCAACACUCAAAACCGAAAUCUCAGGCAGCACCAUGGAGAUCACUUUCUCAGGUGAACGCAUGACGAACUCCUCUUGGCCCGACAUCGAGCUCGUCACGGACGACGAUUCCAAGCCCACGUUCCGGUACAGUAACGACAGCGAGAUCCACUUCAAGAACUUCUCGGGCACCUGGCGAGCUUCCCCCGAAGAGUUUACGGACGCCACGGGCACGGCGAGGCUGCCUACUGCGACGAGCACUGGGUUGAGGAAUGGCGAGACGAGCACGGUUACUGGAGGUGCGAACCUACCUAGCAGCACUGACGCUGCUUGGGUCGUGAAGGCGCCGGGUGCUUUGGUGUCGAUUCUGCUUGCACUUGGUGGAUUCUUUGUGUUCUGAUGAUGCUCGGUGUUUU
Molecule: messenger RNA, 1033 nt
Organism: Trematosphaeria pertusa
Lineage: Eukaryota; Fungi; Ascomycota; Dothideomycetes; Pleosporales; Trematosphaeriaceae
Exons: 2
Coding region: 1-1017 (338 amino acids)
Source: RefSeq, a predicted model, not a curated record